This is a messenger RNA of Moesziomyces antarcticus, 687 nucleotides long. Its product is annotated as zinc finger matrin-type protein 2-like. Gene Ontology annotation, cellular component: U4/U6 x U5 tri-snRNP complex; spliceosomal complex. Gene Ontology annotation, molecular function: nucleic acid binding; zinc ion binding. The record is from RefSeq and is a predicted model, not a curated record. NCBI's taxonomy places the organism in Eukaryota, Fungi, Basidiomycota, Ustilaginomycetes, Ustilaginales, Ustilaginaceae. The transcript has a single exon. Gene Ontology annotation, biological process: mRNA splicing, via spliceosome. The coding region runs from base 1 to 687 and encodes 228 amino acids.
AUGUCUGCUCCAAGCUCUUCCGGUCCUUCAGGGGGCGUCGGACCGUCACGGCGAACAUGGGACAAGGACGACUUCACACGCAAGGCCAUGUCUCGCGAGAAGCGGCAGGCUGAACUCGACUCGGUCAAUGCCGAACGACGCUCCCAAGGUCUUCCGCCUCUCAAGCGGCUCAAAUCCACCGCACCCGAGCCCGAACUCUCGAUGCAGCAGCGCUCCACCCCGCUCGGACUCGAAAAGAACCAGGGCAAGACGCUUAUGGUGGAUCUUUCGUCCGAUUCGGGUCAAACCGGUCCCGGCUUCUACUGCCAAACAUGCCGAAAGCUGCUCAAGGAUAACCUCGCCUAUCUGGACCACAUCAACGGACGCGUGCAUCUGAUGCGCAUAGGCCAGUCGACACAACAGGACAGAGCAAGUCUGCAAGAUGUUCUCGAUAUGCUCGAUAGGUUGAGACAAGAACGAGGCGCUGGCAAGCACAAGAGUGCAGCGUACGAUUUCGAUCAGAGGAUCAAGAGCAUCGCCGACCAACAAGACAUGGAGAGGCAGCAGAGAAGGCAGAAACGCAAAGACGCAAAACAGGCCAAGAAGAGCAACGCGUCCGCAGACGUCCAACAGCCAGCUAAUGACGAUGACGACAACAUGAUGGCCGCAAUGGGCUUUGGCGGCUUCGGCUCCACCAAGAAACGUUGA